AUGUUACACAUAAGAUCCGCAUUUAUGUUAUUACUGCUCCUUUUGUUCUAUCUUACUGCAUGUUUUGCUGCUGCUGCAGGCGUCCUCAAAGACAAAUCCAUCUGGGACAUCCUCACCACAGAUGAGCGAUUCUCCGUGUUUAUCGCUCACAUUGAAGAACAGAACCAAACAUCGGCAUUCAAGGACGUCAAAGCAGGCACAGUAUUCGCUCCCACAAACAAGGCAUUCUACGUCUACUACGAUGAACUCUUCAAACGCAAAAUCACUGGCGAACAAAUCUUGAACCACAUUGUGCCCGUAGCCGUUUUAUCCAACGAAUUGUGGGAUGGUAGAUUGCUGAGAACAUGGGCUUUUGUAGACCAGGUACCACAAGUCAUCAAAGUGACCGAGACCAAGUCUGGAAUCUAUGUUGGUACUGGCGGUGACCAGGAACAGAGCUGGGUAAGCCAAGCUGAUAUAGAAGCCACAAACGGUGUGAUUCACGCAAUUGACAAACUGAUUCCACUGCCAUCUUACAUUGAUGCAACACUGCAAGCAAACAAAGAUACAAAGGAUUUCUACGACAAGAGCGUAACUGCUGAAAUCAAUGACAAUCUCAAGUAUUCCUGUGGUAUCACUGUGUUUGCUGUCCAAGAUGAUCAGUUUGGCGAUUAUCUCUCUCCUGUUGAAAAGCGCUACCUGAGCCAGCCUGAAGGCAAAAAUGAUCUUGCUCGUAUUCUCAAGCAUCAAAUUGCAACCAAGAUAUACUACAGCGACGAGUUCCCUGAAGGCAACUCCACUAUCAAGACAGUCGAAGGCACUGAAGACCUCGAUGUCUAUGUAGAGAACAACAAAGGUGCUCCCUCUGCUAUCCAAGUCAAUGGUGUUCGAGUCAUCAGAAGUGACAUUUUGGCUGCUAAUGGUGUUGUACAUGUUUUGGAAAAGCCAAUUCUUCCCAAGCAUAAGAGUUUCUUUGGAUCCAGUGCUCGUAAAUCGUUAAUUGGCAUGAACUGCACUCGUUUUAUCAAGCUGUUCGAUAAGCAUGGUCUGGGCGCUUAUUUGGAUGACAAUGAGAACGAUGUAACAACAACUAUCUUGGCUCCCUCCAAUGAAGAUAUGUUACCUCCCUCCUCCAAAAAGGAAAUCAAGUCUUGGCUCAAGUACCACCUUGUUCAUGGUCGCUGGGAUGUCAAUGACCUUCAUGAUGGUCAAUUACUGGAAACUGAGACUCAUCAGGAUUUGGGCGAGAAGUCUUAUCAACGCAUCGCUGUUCAUCGAGAGGAUUUGACCAAGCCUAUCCAUUUUGGCAGAUCGUCUGUUAUUGGCGACCCGGUGUAUGUGGGUGAUAAUUUGAUUAUCUAUCAUAUUGCUGAGUCCCUUGUAUUACCUCGAGAUCCACUCAGCCGAUUACCUGUCAAUUUGGAUUUGUCAACAUUUGUAGCUACCCUGUACGCAUCUGGCCAAGACAGUGUCAUUGCUAAAGCCCAUGAUAUCAGCUUGUUUGCUCCCACAAAUGAAGCCUUCUCUCGUUUAGGUCUCCUGGCAAGAUAUUUGUUGCAACCCGAGGCAAAAGACAAGCUCACUCAGGUGGCUAACUAUCAUGCUGUUCGUGGUGUCUUUUACACAUCUGAGAUGAAGGAGGGCGAACAUCGAGAACCUACAUUAUCUUCUGGUGCUGAAAUUAACCUCAACAAGACUAAAGAAGGCAUCUUUGUACGUGGUAGUGGUGCUGCAGAUGGUUCUGAUCGCACUGUUAUUGGCAAAGUCAUCAAGAGCGACAUGCUGACAUCCAAUGGUGUCAUUCAUACUAUUGACCGCGUUCAAUUACCAAGCACUUUGGAAGUAACCAACAAGAACCUUUUAUCUGUUGAAGGCACAAAUAGUUUCCUCAGACUCUUGGAACGCUGCGAUUUAGCCAAAGAUGUCUUGGAACACUUGGAUCCCAAGAAACCCUACACUAUAUUGGCUCCCAGUGAUCGUGCAUUCGGCAAAGAUGGCCUUUCUGCUUUGUAUGAUAACCGUGAAUCUCUCAUGAGAGUUGCCAAAUUGCACAUUCUUCCCGUUGCAUUACCUCUUUUGGACCCUGGUGAGGCUUCCAGUCCAUCUGCUUAUGGUACCUUCACAUCACAAAAGCAAGACAAGGAGCACAGAGGUAUCGGGUAUACUGGCACUGACUUCCCUACCUUACUUGGUGAGAACAACAUGGUUACGAUCAGUCGAAAUGUUGCUGGUGGUUAUUAUGUCAAAGUCAAGGGCAGUAUCACACAAGAAAGUGCUGAUGUGAUCAAUUAUGGCCGUUCUACUACUGGUGGUGGUGUCAUUGAAAUUGACCGAGUUCUUGUUCCUAAGCGUGAGUACCGCCAUCGUGGCAUGGCUUGGUGGGAAAUUGCAUUGAUUGUCCUUGGCUCCAUCGUCGGUGCAGUAUUUCUUGCUUUCUCCCUCUAUCUUGGCUGGAGAUGGUACCAAGCUCGUCGUGACGGAAGAAUUCAGUUACAAGGCCAAGACUAA
Messenger RNA from Mucor velutinosus, 2487 nucleotides. RefSeq names its product arginyl-tRNA synthetase (gene SYR1). Gene Ontology annotation, molecular function: cell adhesion molecule binding. The coding region runs from base 1 to 2487 and encodes 828 amino acids. The record is from RefSeq and is a predicted model, not a curated record. Lineage: Eukaryota; Fungi; Mucoromycota; Mucoromycetes; Mucorales; Mucoraceae. The transcript has 4 exons. Gene Ontology annotation, biological process: cell adhesion; extracellular matrix organization. Gene Ontology annotation, cellular component: extracellular matrix.